AUGGCAUUUCUUGAAACCAUCGUGUUCACACUUAUUUUCUGCAUUCUUUCUGUUUUGUUCUUAGUCCCCUCAAAGGGCCUCCCAUGGAACUGGCCUUUUGUGAAAAUGAUGCCCACCAUGUAUUUCAAUAGCCACAAAAUAUAUGACAAAAUCACACAAGUUUUAGCAGAAAACAAUGACACCAUCUUGUUCAAAACUUCUUGGUUUACAAACAUUGACACUUUAGUCACUAGUGAUCCAUCAAAUGUUCAAUACAUUAUGAACUCAAAGUUCUCUUUGUAUCAAAGAGGAUCAGAAUUCAGAAAUGUUUUCGAUUUUCUCGGAGAUGCGGUCUUCAAUAAAGAUCUCGACGAAUGGAAGGAGGAAAAGAAGUUGACUCAAGCUUUCUUUAGGGAAAAUCAGUACCACAAGUCCACUCCAAAGAUAAUCCAAUAUACUUUGGAAAAAGGCCUCGUUCCAAUUCUUGAGCAUUCUUCGAAAAAUAAUCAAGUACUAGAUUUGCAAACUUUGUUCAAUAGAUAUAUGCUUGAUGCAACUUGCAUUAUGGCCACUGGAUUUGAUCCGGCUUCUCUCCGCAUUGAACUACCCAAUAGUCCAUUGUUGAAGGCCAUGGACGAUAUAGGUGAAGCUGUAUUUUAUCGCCAUAUCUUGCCCGAAAGACUCUGGAAGUUGCAAAGGUGGCUAAGGAUUGGAAAGGAAAAGAAAUUGGCUGAAGCUUCGAAAACCUUCAAUGAAAUACUAAGCAACUAUAUAUCAGUGAAACGCGAAUUAUCAAGCAAAGAAGCAAGGGAUAAAGAAUUAGGUGGAGAGAAUUUCGACGUGUUGAAAUUUUAUCUACUCGAGGCAGGAAAUGAAGGAUCCAUAGAACAUGUAAACAGGGCCUUGAUUGCCAACCUCAUGACCCUCUUUUUUGCUGGAAGGGACACAUCUGGUGCACUCUUAACUUGGUUUUUCUGGCUCAUUUCCAAAAACCCUUCAGUCGAAAACAAGAUCGUCCAAGAAAUUAAGAAAAAUCUUGCAGAAAAUGCAUCCCAAAAACACAUCUUUUCCAAUGUACAAGAGCUAGGAACACUAGUUUAUCUGCAUAGUGCGUUAUGUGAAGCACUAAGACUAUUCCCAACCGGUCCAUUUCUGCUCAGGGUUCCACUUCAAGGAGAUAUUCUUCCAAGUGGACACAAAGUUGAUAAAAACACAAAAAUCAUGCUAUGCUCGUACGCAAUGGGCCGAAAUACAGGGAUAUGGGGAGAAGAUUGCCUCGAAUUCAAGCCGGAGAGAUGGUUAUCGGAUAAAGGAGGGAUUAAACAUGUGGCAUCAAACAACUUUCUUGCAUUCAGUUCAGGACCAUGGACCUGCCCUGGCAAAGAAUUGGCUUUUACUAGAAUGAAAGCUGUUGCAGCCACCAUGAUACAUAAUUUCCAUGUUCGCAUAUUGGAUGGUCAGAAUAUUGUUCCUAGUAUUUCUGCAAUACUCACUAUGAAGCAUGGUUUGAAGGCAGCAAUAUCCAAAAGAUGA
Fraxinus pennsylvanica is the source of this 1512-nucleotide messenger RNA. NCBI's taxonomy places the organism in Eukaryota, Viridiplantae, Streptophyta, Magnoliopsida, Lamiales, Oleaceae. The record is from the annotation of a GenBank genome assembly.